Papilio machaon (common yellow swallowtail) is the source of this 1202-nucleotide messenger RNA. RefSeq names its product lipase member I-like. The transcript is spliced from 8 exons. The record is from RefSeq and is a predicted model, not a curated record. Gene Ontology annotation, molecular function: lipase activity. Lineage: Eukaryota; Metazoa; Arthropoda; Insecta; Lepidoptera; Papilionidae. Bases 55 to 1014 code for a protein of 319 amino acids.
CUUAUGUCGUCGUUUCUUCAUUGUUGUUGACAGAUAUUAAAGUAUUUGAAAACAAUGUACGACCAUACAUUACCUAAUUUAGUAUGGAUCCUUUUAAUUAUCGGUUGUACACGAUACGUGGAUGCCGCAUCUUUACGCUGUUACAAUGGAUCUAUGGAUAAUCCUAUGAUAGUUCCACUGGAUUUCCCGAGGCCUUUAAUUAACAAUUCUUGUAUUGAAACAAAUAGAGUUACAAAAUUUUUUAUAUCUGGUUUUAACCGGAACGUUACCUCGGAGGAAUCUAUUACUAUACUUAGCGCAUACAUUAAAAGAGGCGAUGUUAAUGUUGUAUAUUUGGACUGGGCUGAGGAAGCAACAAAAGAAAACCUUGGAACGGUUCUUGGUUACCUGAAAGCAGCAUCGAAUACACAAAAUAUUGGAUUUAGAUUUGCAGCUGCUUUGUUGAAUUUACGCGACGGCGGCUUGGAGUUUACCAAAGUGCAUCUCGUGGGGCAUUCCCUCGGGGCACAGAUAGCUGGUAUCACGGGAAACACGCUGCGUGAUCAGGGAUAUGUUUUACAAAGAGCGACAUGUUUGGAUCCAGCCGGACCUUUGUAUUCGGGAUUAAUAAGUUUUAAAAACGGCGUGGGCCCCGAGUGCGCCAAACAAGUAGACGUCGUGCACACAGACCCCGGCGGCUACGGCAUCGCGGCGCGCGCGGGUACCGCGGACUUCUGGCCUAACUACCAAGGAGGGAAGACUGUCCAGCCCGGCUGUCCCAGCGGGAACUAUCCUUUGCUAAGUCAGGAAGGGUUAUGUAGCCAUGUAGCGGCGUGGAUGUACUUCGCGGAGACAAUAAACGAUUGUAACUGUUUCCCCUCGGCCAGCGCACCGGACUACGCUACCUGGUUGAAUACCAAUGGAACUACUAAUUCUACCAUCUAUAUGGGAGAAUAUAUCUCACCUGAGGCCAGAGGUCCCGACACAGAAGACGAUUGCGGAAGCAAGAUUAACAUACAAUUGCAUCCAAUGUAAGGGAUAUGUAUUCCCGCAGCAUUUCGUUUUAAAACUCUUGCGUUGCUUUUAUUUGUCCGCAUCAGUCCAAUGCCAGUGCCCGGAACGCGCGAAUGUGCGCCAAAAAAAAUUUUGUGCCAUAGAUAAGAAAGUGUAUAUAGGAAAAAUGUACCAAUUACAGAUUAAAAAAUUAUGGAUUAUUUUCAUGC